ACUCAGCGCCCUGACCAUUGCGUGGGGAGCGACUGAAGUGGCCGGUUGUGUUGUACUGUAAUGGCGGAUAACUCAUCUUCUAACGGUGAAAUUAAAUUUAGUACCAUAAGUAGUGGAGGAAUAAACAGUUCAAGUGUAGGUGAGUCAAAUAUAAAUACAACUCAACAGGACUACACUACUAUGAAGAGUGCUACUGGUGAAAUGGAAAUGGAAGCGACCUCUAUUGGAGAUAAAGCCGGUGACUAUGUACGUGAGUUGCUGCAUGAGAAGCAAAGCUUGGAUUCGUCGCAGUGGCCAAAUGCGCUGCGGCUUCUGGAUCAAGAGGUGACCCGAGAAGUGGCCAGGGUGCAAGCUAGUGGGAAGCCCCUGCCCAAGGAGAGUAAAUAUGUGGACAUCUACCGGGAGAAGCCGAUCCGGGUUGCAGUGAAAGUGCUGGUGCCUAUUAAGGAGCACCCAAAGUUCAACUUCGUUGGAAAACUGUUGGGACCAAAAGGCAAUUCCAUGAAGCGGCUCCAGGAGGACACUAUGACCAAAAUGGCAGUGCUUGGCCGUGGUUCUAUGAAGGACAAACAGAAGGAAGAAGAGCUUCGUGCAUCUCUGGACCCAAAAUAUGCUCACCUGAGUGAUGACUUACAUGUAGAAAUAGCUGCAUUUGCUCCACCAGCUGAGGCACAUGCUAGAAUUGCAUAUGCUCUCGCUGAAGUACGCAAGUACCUGAUUCCUGAUUCAAAUGAUGAAAUCCGUCAAGAACAGAUGCGUGAGAUGGAGCUAAUACAAACAGUUACUGGGGAGCCUGGGGCAGCCGGAUCCAACAACGGAACUCCACCUUCGGGUGUUCGAAAACCUGUCCGUGGAGGACUUCGAGGACGUGGUGGUGGGAUUGCCAUUCGUGGAGCAGCAGGGGGAUUGAGGGGUGGGCUGCCACCUCUCCGCGGAGGAGGCAGAGGUCUCCUCACACCACCACAAGGUGUUCUGCCUCCUAGAGGGGGCCAUGCUGGCAUCAGGAAACCCCUUCACCCUCCACAAGCUCUGCUGCCCAGACCAACACCCACAAAGACAAAGGUCCUGAGCAUCCUGGACAGGGCUAGAGUUGCCAUGGAGGAAUCCUAUGGUUGUGAGGAUGACAUGGGUGGUGGAGGUGCUGGUGGCUUCUAUGAGUCCUCGGCCUAUGACUCCUACAAUGCCACAGGGUAUGGCAGUUAUGAGGACUAUGAAGAGGGAACUGGGGACUACUAUGAUUCCACAGAAGGCUACCCAGACGAGACCGGCAACCGAUGGAAAGGAUUCAAAGCACCGGCAGCUUCAGGGGCCGCUACGGAUCGCUCGCGAUUCCGCCCGGCACCCUACACCCGCCCGACCAAGUAAUGGGCCAGCCGCGGCACCACCUGCACCAAUAGCAGCAGCAGUGGCGGCAUCUGCUGCUGUUUUACCCUAAGUGACAACAGCGGAAGGGAGGGGGCGGCCCCGCACCACCCCCACCCUGCUCCGCUCUGCUCUUGUGUGUUUGAGAAAUUCUGCGAUGAUGCAAGAUGUGAGUGAAGCUGCCCAAAUUUCAGAUAAAUUCAACCAAGAAAAAUGGAAUUAUGUGAUGACAAUUAUGGAGUGGAAGUGUGUCAGUGGCAGUGAUUGCACAGCAUGGAGACUCACUCUUCAUGCUUAGUAUCCAUUCUUGUGAAUAUGUAUUCGGUUACAUGUUUUCAGUUCCCCUUUAAUCCGUCCUUUCACAUUUUAAUAUUUGGUAAAUCCUAUACCCCCCAAAUGGUGUCAACUUUAAUUAUUCCGAGAGUUGUUUAAUACUUUUGUAACUAUGACUUAUAAUUUGUUUGUAACAAGCCACAUAAUUUCAUCUUUGUCCCUAUGUAAUAAUCACAGGACCAAAUGAAUGUAAUGAAAAAGACAAUCACAACAGGUGACUGAUUAAGGAACAAAGACAAGGUCUGAAUAUAGGAACUCCAAAUUAGUUAUGAUAACAGAAAAAUCUUGGUUGGUGACAUUCCAAGCAGCACAAAGUAACCAGGAACCUUACACACAUGCAUUGCGGAAGUCAGUCAGUUUUCUUGUUUAGUUCGUUGGUGCCACUAUAGUUGUGCCAAUAAAGUGUUUUUGAGUUCUGUAAUGUG
This is a messenger RNA of Cryptotermes secundus, 2120 nucleotides long. RefSeq names its product KH domain-containing, RNA-binding, signal transduction-associated protein 2. The record is from RefSeq and is a predicted model, not a curated record. Gene Ontology annotation, molecular function: mRNA binding. The transcript has 6 exons. Gene Ontology annotation, biological process: regulation of alternative mRNA splicing, via spliceosome. The coding region runs from base 61 to 1365 and encodes 434 amino acids. NCBI's taxonomy places the organism in Eukaryota, Metazoa, Arthropoda, Insecta, Blattodea, Kalotermitidae. Gene Ontology annotation, cellular component: nucleus.